AUGAAGUUUCCUAGAAGGAGGUACAUCAAGGGAAAAGAAAGAUACAUUGAUGAGUUUUGUGUGCAUGAUAUUGAUGAUAUGAUGGAGACCCUAGGUUGUGUUGAGGAGGGUAAGUUGCUUUAUUACAACUUCAAAAGACCCUUUUCAGAUUUGGACUUUGGGUUGUUUGCAUUGGCUAGUAACAUUGACAUUAACCAAUUGGGUACAUACGUGGGUAAACAUAAACUGAUUGAAGUUUAUGUUGAACAUGAUAUAGAGUGGGUGGGUGAAAUUGGAGGGUCAAAUGUCAAGGAAACAGAAACAAGGGAAAUUGAUGAUAUUGGGGUUGUAAACAAUGAGGUAUUCUUAUAUGAGUCAUCAUCUGAUGAAGGUGGGAGAAAUAGGAGAAGAAAGUCAAUUAAGCCAAUCCGAAGGGCAAUGGAAAACAGUGAAGCAAGAAUUAGUGAUCCAUUCUAUGUGUACCAAAAAUUCACCUCAUCUGAAUAA
Molecule: messenger RNA, 486 nt
Organism: Lactuca saligna
Lineage: Eukaryota; Viridiplantae; Streptophyta; Magnoliopsida; Asterales; Asteraceae
Source: the annotation of a GenBank genome assembly